CGAAAUUUGAUUAAUUUUCGAAUACCUAAAAUCGAAUUGUUCAAAAUUCCGACUAAAUACCUAGCUUGCCUUAUGUUUUUUUAGUUAAUGUUGAAUUGAUUUUACCUACAAAUUAUCCUGGAGUUUUCCGAGAUUGACAAUCAUGGACAGAGAUCUAAUGGUACCAAUGACGCCACCGAAUCAUUUUGUCAAGGAACUUCGUUCAGUGUUAGAUCAACAAAACAUAAUGUCGGCUAAAACAAAACAAAAAGGUAAACUACAAUGCCUUAUUAUUAUUCAUGAAAAUAUUAUAGAAAUGUGGUAGGUACGUUUUAUUAUAUUGUAUAAUUUUGUUGCGCAGUACUUCAGGAUUUAGACCGACAUAUAUGUGACGAUGACGAAAAACGAAUCGCAAAGCUGAGGACUAGAGCCAUACAAGAAAUAUGUGUAUCAGAAACAAAUUAUAUCCAUCAGUUGGAUAAAUUAAUUACUGUUAGUAACUGAUUAAAGCUAUAUUUUUUUAAAUAUUUAAUAAUUUUUAUUUAAUCAAUAAAAAUCUAAAAACCUGAUUAUAGUAUUUCAAACGUCCUAUGGAAGAACAAAAAAUUGCUUCUAAUCAAGUCAUUUGUAAAUUGUUUGGCAACAUUGAGACCAUAAUAAAUGUAAAUAAAGAACUUUUAGUCCAAUUACAUCCAUCCAAAGAAAAUAUCGGAGAAGUUUUUUUGAAUACUGCACCAUUCCUCAAACUUUAUUCAGUUUAUGCAUUCAACUACAAGAAUGUAUUGGAUACUCUUCAAGUAUAAAAUAUUUUUUGUUUUUUUUUAGGAAAUUGUUAACUAAUUUAAUGCUGUUUUAGGACCUGCCAAAAUCUUAUCCCAAAAUUUAUCGCUUUAUUUGUUCACAAGAGUCCAGACCAGAAGUAUCCGCUAAAUUGAACUCACUUUUAAUAACUCCAAUACAAAGAAUUCCUCGUUAUCUAUUACUUUUACGUGAACUUCUAAACUACACUCCUACCGGUCAUAAAAGUCAUAAAGAAAUUAAAGGUAUGCAUUUUUAAAUUUAUAUAUAUAUUCUAUAGCAAAUUAUUUCUAAAUUGUAAAUUGUAAUCAAUAGAAAUUAUUACAAUAAUAAGUAAUAGUUUAUUAAAAUUUUGAUAUUGAAUGUGUAAUCUUAAUGCUACACGGUGCAAAAUACAUCGCAAACAUUGGUCCUUUUAGUAUUUGAGUAUUAGGUACAUUGAAACAUACAAUUAGUUUAAAUUGACACAACUAUUUAAAAUAAAAAUGUAACAUUUUAGUCUUCCUGCUUUUUAUAUAAUGAAAAUUAUAAAAUGUGUUAAAUAUACAUAUUUUACAAAAUCAGAUAGUAACAUGCAUAAUUAAAUGUUUUUUUUGAGUCAUAAUAAGGUAAAAAUUAAGUAUUUUGAGGAUAGAUUUCAAAAAUAUGUAAAUGUUAUAAAACCCCAAAUUAUGAUAAAUACGCAAUUUUUUUACAUAAACACAUUGUUACUUUAUAUUUUUGAUUAUAGAUCGUAAUGCAAUAAAAUUAAUAAAUAUUUUUUUUACAGCUGCUGUGGAACAAAUAAGUAUGGUUGCAGAUCAUAUUAACAAUUUAGUUCAAGAACAAGAGAAUAUGUCCAGAUUAGUGAGCAUUCAACGGAGUUUAUCUGGUUGCGGCAAAGUAAAUAUUGUACUACCAGGGCGUAAGUUGAUUAAGGAAGGACCUCUUAUGAAAAUAUCACCAGAGGGUAAUACGCCUAUACCCCGGUACUUGAUAUUAUUAAGCGAUAUGAUAUUGUACUGUAAAGAGUGGGCAGACCCUGAGAAAUUGGUUUGUCUUAGAGUAUUACCACUUAAUAAGUGUGAGGCCAAAUCUGUUAUGUACAAAAGAGGAUUAUUUUCAAUAAGUUGCCAGUCUGUGGAAUUUGUAUUUUAUACUAUGGACGCACCUCACUCAACAUGUUCUUGGGUAGAAAUGUUGCAGCAAACUAUUGACACAGUAAGUUAUUAUUUUUAUUUAUUUUGUGUAUUUAACAAUUAUUUAACUAAAUUUAAUUAUAGUGCAAAGCCAACUCUUUGAUGCCUGUAAAGAGAUGUGGUCCUUUGAAAUUUGUCAAAAGAAAAAAAGAAUACGAAUCUAACAAAAAUGAUGAUAAUUGUUAUUCCAGUCCAACUAAAAAAAUUAAAUCAUUAAAUGCUAUAAAGGUAUUAUAAUUUUGAUUUUGAAUUCUUAAUAAUGCAUAUAAAAAAUAAUUAUAAUGCUCUAUAGAAAUAGAAUUAAAUUAAACAUUGAAAUUGUUGAGACACUUUACAAUGUGCUUAUUUUGUGAUUGAUGAAUUUUGAAUUAGAAAGUACUUAAUUUCAUUUGUCAUUGCUACCAUACAAAUAUUAUAAUCAUUUAAAAACCUUUAUUCUCACUUGGCUAAAUUUUAAAUAUUCUAAUUGAUUACAAUUGGUGAGAUGAUACAAUACUUACAGUGAUUUAUCUAAACACCAUAAUUUGUGCCAUUAGUAGCACUUCCUAAUAAGUAUUAAAUAUUUCUGCCCAGUCUUCCUUAAAAUAUAACAAUUGUUUGUAUUCCUUUGUUUUUUUUUUUUUUUUUUAUUAUUUACUCAACAAUGUAAAAAUUUAAUAAUUUCACUAAUUUCUUUAUUUUAUUUAACUAAAAUUUAAUUUUGUUUAUACACAAAGUCUUGUUGAUUUUAGAAUAAUUUUUUUUUUUAUAAAAUUCAAAAAUCCAUUGAAACAAAACAAAAGUGUAGAAUACUCCCUAAUGUGUUAAGUAAUCAAUGCAUGAUUUUAUAAAUCAGAUACAUGUUUUAUAUUCAAUGUUUUAAAAAAGUUCUACCAAUUAAUGUGUUUGGUAUGUUCAUUAUAAUAUAUAUACAGCUUUAAUCAUAAAAAUGUCCAUAAGUAUAUUUAAAUGUGGUAAAACAAUAAUAAAGAUAUUUUUGCAUAAAAAAAGUCUAUUUGCCUUUGUUUUCUAAUUUAUUGUGUAAUACAUAAUGCAAUAAUAUUAGAUUUUAAUAAAAUAUCCAAUAGUUUAGUGAAUACAUUGAGUCUUCAAUUUAACAAUAUGGACAUGUAUGGCUAGUUUGUGGUCUCUGUCCUCUUGUAAAACAUUUUUUUUUUCUAUUUUAUUAUUUAUUAAAACAUGUAUUUAUUUUUAUUUAUAGGAUACUACAACAGCAGUCGCAAACCAUAGUACAUCAUAUAUGACUACAGCAAAAAAUCUCGUUUUUAGUUUUGGAUCAACGUUGAAAAAAUUAGUAGGAAGAAAUUCAGUUUAAUAGCAACAGUAAAUAAUCAUAUUUUAAAUUAUCUUUUGUCGUACUAUUACCGUCGGAGAUCUCAGACCUCAUUCAUGUCAAUUUUUUAUUAUUUUUUUUUUAAAAGUUCAGUGUAUAACAAAUGACAAAAUAUCAAUUUGUAUGUAGUUAAUAACACUUUCCUAAAAAAACAUCUCAAUGUAUUAAUACUGUAAAUACUAAGUUGUGUGUGUGUGUGAUUCAAUUUUUAUUUUAUUUUGUACAUUACAAUUGUUUUUUUUUUUUUUUAUAAUUUUUUAUUGAAUAUAAUAUAAUAUUAUAUAUUAUUAUCAAGUAAAAUGCAAUAUUAAAAGGGUACUCUAUUUUGAAAGUCGAUUACACAGGUUGUAAAAAAUAAUGUAAAUUCCAUCAGAUGAAAAUUAUUUUUAGGUAAUUUGCUCUCAUGUUCACAUAGAUUUUACAUGUUCCAUAAAUUUCAAAAUUGCAGUCUCAUCAAGUUCGUUUUGCCACCUGCGAU
Molecule: messenger RNA, 3766 nt
Organism: Cinara cedri
Lineage: Eukaryota; Metazoa; Arthropoda; Insecta; Hemiptera; Aphididae
Source: the annotation of a GenBank genome assembly